This is a messenger RNA of Pectinophora gossypiella (pink bollworm), 3313 nucleotides long. RefSeq lists its product as uncharacterized. Bases 321 to 3086 code for a protein of 921 amino acids. The record is from RefSeq and is a predicted model, not a curated record. NCBI's taxonomy places the organism in Eukaryota, Metazoa, Arthropoda, Insecta, Lepidoptera, Gelechiidae. The transcript is spliced from 17 exons. Gene Ontology annotation, biological process: protein ubiquitination. Gene Ontology annotation, cellular component: CCR4-NOT complex. Gene Ontology annotation, molecular function: RNA binding; metal ion binding; ubiquitin-protein transferase activity.
UGUCUAUGGAAUCACAGAACGGAAUCUUGUAAAAGAUUAGGCCAUUUCAUAAAACAAAUGUAUAGUAACUCGCAGAAAAUAUCUUCGGGACAGUUGUAUUUAUUUCAGCUUUGCAUUUUAUCGUAAAUUGAAUCGUGAGCCGCAUCGUAGGUCCAUUGAAAAGGAUUCUUCUUCGACUCCUGCGGAAGGGUUAGCAGUCUCGAUUCUGCAAUAGAAAAGAUUUGCAUUGAGAGGAGACGUAAGGUUACGGUAGAGGUAUAUCUAGUGUAAGCUGACGUAGUUUCGCUGGGAGGAGGUUACCAUUCACUCGUCGGACUAACAUGUCAGUGCUGAAUCAGAGCGGAGAAGAGCAGGUAAUGACAACUGAUGUGGAAUGUCCCCUGUGUAUGGAGCCCCUGGAGGUGGACGAUCUCCACUUCUACCCGUGCACAUGUGGAUACCAAAUAUGCCGGUUUUGUUGGAAUCGCAUCCGGGAAGGAGAGAACGGGCUCUGCCCAGCGUGUCGGAAGGCCUACCCGGAGAACCCGGCAGACUUCACUCCGCUCAGUCAGGAGCAGGUGGCAGCAAUAAAAACGGAGAAGAAGGCCCGCGAGCAGAAGCGGCGGAACAAGACGCUGGAGUCGCGGCGGGCGCUCGCCAACGUGCGCGUCGUGCAGAACAACCUCGUGUUCGUGGUCGGAUUGCCCGUGCGCCUCGCAGACCCCGAGAUCCUCAAACGGCAGGAGUACUUUGGCAAAUAUGGCAAAAUUCACAAAGUAGUUAUAAACCAAAGUACCACAUAUGCAGGCUCACAGGGUCCGUCGGCGUCAGCGUACGUGACGUACGUGUCCCCGGCGGACGCGCUGCGGGCAAUCCAGGGCGUGAACAACGUUACCCUGGACGGCCGGGUCCUCAAGGGAUCGCUGGGCACCACCAAGUACUGCGCCAACUUCAUGAAGAACCAGCCCUGCCCCAAGCCCGACUGCAUGUAUCUGCACGAGCUAGGUGAUCCGAAGGCGUCGUUCACUAAGGAAGAGAUGCACGCGGGGCUGCACCAGGUGUACGAGCGGAAGCUUCACAACCAGCUGCUGGCCUCGCAGCGAGACUCUAACAAUAGUUCAGGUAAUUCUAGUACGAAUGCAGAAAAGGGCAGUUCAAAAGACGGCAAUCCAUCGAACUUUAUACCGACAACAGUGGUCACAUCCUCUCAUAUAAACGUAGUCAAUUCAUCUAAAUCUAAAAAAGAAUCUGUGAACGGCAGCAGUGGUGGCGGCAGCGGGUCGGGCAGCAGCAGCAGCAGCGGCAGCGGCAAGGACGCGUGGCCCAGCCUCGGGUCGUCGCCGCCCGCCGCCAGCCCCGCGCGGAAACACAGCCCCAAGCCCGACGACGGCAAGGACUGGCCCAGCCUCGGCUGUGAACCCCCCAGCGAGCCGCAUAGGAAACAUAGUCCCAAACCCUCUACGGGUGCUGAAGUUAAAUCACAAGAAAACGGCACAUCAGAAUCGUCCAGUCCCACACUCACACAACAACCCCCCGCCAAAAGCAAAGACGACAAACCUAGCAGAAAGGAAAGCACAAACGGACAGACUAGCAAGAAAAAUAAAGCCGACAAAAGCAAACAAACGAAAAGCAAUAGUAUUAAUAACGAUGAAACUGAUGAGAAAACGUUCAACACACAAACACAUUCUGUAUUCGAGAAUGACACGCAACAGUACCUAUCCAACGAAUUAGAUGAACUAGAAUCCGACAGACAUAGCUUAUUGGAGAACCACGACCUGUUAGAUAACAGCGAUCACAGUUUGUUAGAAGACGACAACACGCAUAACCUCCUGAACGAUGCCAAUAAUGAAGUAAUGAUGAUGCAGAGGCAUCGAGAAAUGUUAGCCGGGUUGGUGGACAGCAAUCAUCUGAUGCCACACGUGAAAUCUCCACUGGUGAACGGGUACGGGCUCCUAGACCGAGACAUGGGGUACGAUAGACAGAUUAAUCAAAUUAGCCAAGGCAUGGACCAGAAGGAAUUAUUGUUGAGAGAACGUAGCCGCAGUGAAAUGUUGAUGCGACAGAAUGAAUUAUUAGCCCGACAGCACAUGGUUGACCCCAAACUCUAUAUGCCCACUUCUAGUAUAGGACUUGAGUCUACUAGUGAAUUAUUAGGUGCUAAUUUUCAUCCAAAUCCCAGUAUGCUUCCACCGUUCGGUAUGCGCGUAGACAACUCAAUGGGCAACAGUUCUAUGACGUCGAACAGUAUCGCGUCGAACCUCGGCGGCAGUUCUAUGUCGACUGGGUCACUCGCUAGUAACAUGGGCGGUUUCAUGAUGCACAACCAGCAUGUGAUGAACCAGCAACCCCUGCAGGGGGGGCUCGUCAACGGAUUCGAUAACCCACAAAAUAAUAGUGAAGGCCGCUACCUAGAAGGCAACAUGGACAAGUUCUUCACAGACUUCCACAAGGCGCAGCAGAUGAGGCUGCUCCUGGCCAGGGGACACUCGCCCGACCCUCGCUACAACUUGCACAACAUGCUCAGCGCCGAGAGGCUCGAGAUGGACCACAAACAAAGAAUGAACAACAUGCGCACAGACGGCAUCGGGCACCGCGCGGCCGGCGACGGAGACGACGACCUCGACUUCGACCCCUUCAAGGAGACGCAGAAGGCGCUCGCCGAGAUGAUGGAAACCGAGAUGAUGCAGACCACCGUCUCUAGCGGCGACAACAUGGAGCGUGUGAGGCGCGCGCGGCUGCCGCCGCCCGGCUUCGGGCCCGUCAGCACCUUCGCGCCGCCGCCGCGCCACCACCACCACCAAGGGUUCUCCUCGAACAGCGGGUACUCAGACUGGACUCAAAUGGACCCCGCCAUCAUGUCGACGUCCGUCAACUUCAACAAGCCAGCCGCCGGCAGCAGUCUCUCGCCGCACCAGCAGGAACUCUUCGCGAGGUUCAACCACCUCAGUGUGCAGCCCAACGGGGUCAACAAAAUACAGGUGCCGCUAGUGCAGCAAUGGGCCAACGCCGGCAAACUGGGCUGGUCGUACAACUCGAUCCCGCUGCCGCCCGGCUUCGCGCCCGCCAAGCCGGGCCAGCACGCGGCCGAGUGCAUCGACGCCAAGUAACGCCCACCCGCGCCCAGACGCGCCCAGUCGCGCCCACACGCGACACACAGUGCAAUCCACCACGCAGACCGAUAUUAUAUUUUCUAUUCACUAAUAUUAUUGUUCUUUCCGUUGGUGAUGUGAUCGAUAAAUCUUUGUAUUAAGAAGAGCAUAUUUUAAACGAGAGAAAUAUGAUAACAAAGGAAUUUGUAAAAUAAAUUAACAUAUUUGUUUUAUUUAAAAAAGUG